AUGGAGCCUUCUACAUCACCCAAGAACGAGGAGCCCCAAUCAUCUAUCCAGGAUGCACCGUGUGGCCCAUGGCCGACGUCCAUGCCACUCUUCGAGGUGGGGAAAUUCCAGGACCGCCAGCAGCUCCUCAUGGUUGACAUGGGCGACCGUAUACCCCUGAAAACCAAAUCCUAUUGGCUGACAUCUGUGUUACCAAAAGUCAACAUUAAUUCUGCGAGUGUGGACGAGGUACUUGAUCAACUUGUGGAGUAUGGGGUAUACAAUCUGCAGACCAAAACCUGGAAGGGUCUCCCCAAUCCCCCUCGCAAGGAUCCAAGAUUAGAGCCGGCAGUCUACCACGGGCUUGUAGAUAUCUUCAACGAGAUUUUGAAGUCCAUCCCAGAAGAGAUUAUUGUAGCAAUUUGUUCACCGAAAAUUGCGACAAACACAGAUGCAAAACCUUCGAUGAAAACUCGGUCGACCUCUGCCGUAGAGUACAAAGCUAGACAAUCCACCCUCCUCUAUGUGCAGGAACCUCAUACGAUCACAAAAGGCGGCAAUGAGAUUGACAAGAAUAACCCUGAUGGUUGUCAGCUUACGUGUUCGUUGUCUUCCGCCAGCGCCCAGGAACCUGAUCGAAUCAGCUGGCGCCGUAUCCGGGAGGUGCAGGAAUUUAGAAAACAUCGGGCCAAAGCAUUCGAGGCGCUGAAGCAGGUGAUAUGGGAUCUACACGUUCUCCUCGAUACCGAUCUUACUAGGUGGGCUAUGUAUAGUUCGACGUUGGUGGACAACAGAAUGCGAUGCUACAAGAUGUCAAGAAACGGCGUGGUGGGGUCAGAGGACAUCGACAUUACUGAGGAGCCCCGAUUUCUUAUCGAAUACGUUAUCCGCAUAGCGUACGCUCGCGAGGUGGAUCUUGGAAUGGAUCCCACCAUCGCUCGAGUGUCGUCCGAGUGCUAUGACUUCAAAAUACCGCUGGAAGGAAAAAUGAAAACCUAUACUUCGACGAAAAUGUUGUUCAGACAUCGACUCCAUCAUAUCCGGGGUCGACCUACUCAUGUUUUCCUCGCGGAGGAUGAUGAAAAGAACAAAAUCGUCAUCAAGGAUGCUUGGCUCGAGAAGACCUUGCCGGCCAAUUACACCCAAGCGCAACAGAAAACGCAAUUAGAUUUCGUCAGGCAAUAUUUCAUCCCCAUUAUUACCCCGUGGGCCGUGCAGGAUGAAGAACGGUACAUCGCUACGCCGGGAGAUGUGGAAGACGACGACCCAGCACACAGUGCCGGUACGCUCAAGCUUCCUCAGGACAUGGUCUACAAUCAAUUUGCCUCUGUCACUCGUAGCCAAGGCACAAGCCUCACCGACACCAAUCCACCUUUGAUUGUUACAGCCUGCAGAGCCUUCGAUACCCCACGCAUACAGCGUCAACGGUGGAGAGCAGUGUAUGGCACUGUAGGUGUGCCGUUAGGCCAGGUAAAGAACGCGAGCCAUGUCAAUAUUGUCUUGCGCGACUCUUCCACAGCACUCAACCUGCUCAUGCUUGCCCAGUACCGACACCGAGAUAUCAGUCUUUACAACAUGUACUUGGUAUUGAAGGAGGGAUGCGAGCCGUCCGGAGCUCUCAGUGACCUAGAAUAUGCGACAGAUUGGUCUGAUUCUGCGUCUCACACAGCUCGAACUGGAACCUUGCUUUACAUGUCUUCAGAGAGGCUCGUGUCUGAAUGGAUGUACCUUCCCACGACAGACGAUGGGGCACAAAUAACUUGCAGUCGACUCAGCCCCCUUAUCCUUGAGGGACAACAAACCCCUGGUGCACCAGAGUCCCAGACUCCAGAGCAGCCGGCACCCCCUUUCCGAGGCACCCCUCUCCAUGACGUCGAGGAGAUGUUCUGGGUCGCUGUCUACAAGCUCCUUCAUAGCGUGCCCGCUAGUGAUCCCGUUCCUGCGCCGUGGCAGGUCGAAGUCCGGAAUCUGCUGUUUCAGCUCAGAGAUGACACCGCUGUACGCCGGCAGACCUUUUUGAAGCAGGGAAGAGUGUCAGAGCCCGGGCGCGCAAAGCCCUCAAACGAGGACAUGGUCCCAGCGCCAUUCUUCACAUGGCUCAAGGUAGGAAUUGGGACAGUAGCAUAUUCUACAAGACUGGCGAGAAGUCUUAUUCCCAUUACGCUGCCCUGGUCGAAAGUCUUCCAUCGGACCUCGACAUUCUUGAUCACUGCGAGCCUGAGGACGAUACGGUUACCAUACCGAGGGCAGAAUUAA
Molecule: messenger RNA, 2235 nt
Organism: Dacryopinax primogenitus
Lineage: Eukaryota; Fungi; Basidiomycota; Dacrymycetes; Dacrymycetales; Dacrymycetaceae
Exons: 6
Coding region: 1-2235 (744 amino acids)
Source: RefSeq, a predicted model, not a curated record